AGGAAGGCAGAGACGUCAGGAGGAUGGCGGAGGAGAGGAAGGCAGAGACGUCAGAGGGAAGGCGGAGGCGAGGAGAGGAAGGCAGAGACGUCAGGAGGAUGGCGGAGGCGAGGAGAGGAAGGCAGAGACGUCAGGAGGAUGGUGGAGGAGAAGAAGGCAGAGACGUCAGAGGGAAGGCGGAGGCGAGGAGAGGAAGGCAGAGACGUCAGGAGGAUGGCGGAGGCGAGGAGAGGAAGGCAGAGACGUCAGGAGGAUGGCGGAGGAGAGGAAGGCAGAGACGUCAGGAGGAUGGCGGAGGAGAGGAAGGCAGAGACGUCAGAGGGAAGGUGGAAGAGGGGUUAAAUUGAAGUGUACAGUUUGAGUCAAGAGUCCGGACACACCUACUGAAAAUCAUUUGAAGCAGA
Molecule: messenger RNA, 404 nt
Organism: Brienomyrus brachyistius
Lineage: Eukaryota; Metazoa; Chordata; Actinopteri; Osteoglossiformes; Mormyridae
Exons: 2
Coding region: 24-347 (107 amino acids)
Source: RefSeq, a predicted model, not a curated record